CGCUAUUAUUGUUAUUAUUUAAUGCAAACAUGAAUUAACACACAAAAGACAGAGUCAAUUGUGGGGGGAGGGAUCAUGUAUAUAAAGGAUUCACGUUCAUGUUGUAAAUAGAAAGAAAGAGCUCAACCUAGUUUCAAUAUUCUCACUACUUCUUAUUCCUAUUGAAGUUUAACAAAGAUGGUCACUUCUUGGCCAUUGGCACUAUUAUGUGCCUUGGCAAUAUCUUUCAUGGCCACUCAAGUAGUGGCUGACUAUGAUUAUUCGUCACCGCCACCAUAUGUUUAUUCAUCCCCGCCACCACCGCCUUAUCUGUACAAAUCACCGCCACCACCACCAUAUGUAUACAAGUCUCCACCUCCACCACCCUAUGUCUAUUCAUCGCCGCCGCCGCCACCCUAUGUAUACAAGUCUCCACCACCACCACCUUACGUCUACUCGUCACCGCCACCACCUCCAUAUGUUUACAAAUCUCCUCCUCCACCACCCUAUGUAUACAAGUCUCCUCCACCACCACCAUAUGUCUACUCUUCACCGCCACCACCUCCAUAUGUAUACAAGUCUCCGCCUCCACCACCCUAUGUCUACUCUUCACCACCACCACCUCCAUAUGUAUACAAGUCUCCGCCCCCACCACCCUAUGUUUACUCUUCACCACCACCACCUCCAUAUGUAUACAAGUCCCCACCCCCACCACCUUAUGUUUACUCUUCUCCACCACCACCACCCUAUGUAUACAAGUCUCCACCACCACCACCCUAUGUAUACAAAUCUCCACCUCCACCACCUUAUGUAUACUCAUCCCCACCACCACCACCAUACGUAUAUAAGUCGCCACCACCACCACCCUAUGUAUACAAGUCUCCACCACCACCACCCUAUGUAUACAAAUCUCCACCACCACCACCCUAUGUAUACAAAUCUCCACCUCCACCACCUUAUGUAUACUCAUCCCCACCACCACCACCAUACGUAUAUAAGUCGCCACCACCACCACCCUAUGUAUACAAGUCUCCACCACCACCACCCUAUGUAUACAAAUCUCCACCACCACCACCCUAUGUAUACAAAUCUCCACCUCCACCACCUUAUGUCUACUCAUCCCCACCACCACCACCCUAUGUAUACAAGUCUCCACCACCACCACCCUAUGUAUACAAAUCUCCACCACCACCACCCUAUGUAUACAAAUCUCCACCUCCACCACCUUAUGUCUAUUCAUCCCCACCACCACCACCAUAUGUAUAUAAGUCGCCACCACCACCACCCUAUGUAUACAAGUCUCCACCACCACCACCUUAUGUAUACAAAUCUCCACCUCCACCACCCUAUGUCUACUCGUCUCCACCACCACCACCCUAUGUAUACAAAUCUCCACCCCCACCACCUUAUGUAUACAAAUCACCACCCCCACCACCUUAUGUAUACAAAUCUCCACCUCCACCACCCUAUGUCUACUCGUCUCCACCACCACCACCCUAUGUAUACAAAUCUCCACCCCCACCACCUUAUGUAUACAAAUCACCACCCCCACCACCUUAUGUAUACAAAUCUCCACCUCCACCACCCUAUGUCUACUCGUCUCCACCACCACCACCCUAUGUAUACAAAUCUCCACCCCCACCACCUUAUGUAUACAAAUCACCACCCCCACCACCUUAUGUAUACAAAUCUCCACCUCCACCACCGUAUGUUUACUCAUCUCCACCACCACCAUAUGUAUACAAGUCUCCACCUCCACCACCCUAUGUCUACUCUUCACCACCACCACCUCCAUAUGUAUACAAAUCUCCACCACCCCCACCAUAUGUAUACAAGUCUCCUCCACCACCUCCAAUCUAUUAUAAGUGAUAUUCCAUUGAUCCUUCCUUGGUAUAAGACACGAUUAAG
Molecule: messenger RNA, 1887 nt
Organism: Impatiens glandulifera
Lineage: Eukaryota; Viridiplantae; Streptophyta; Magnoliopsida; Ericales; Balsaminaceae
Product: extensin-2-like
Exons: 1
Coding region: 178-1848 (556 amino acids)
Source: RefSeq, a predicted model, not a curated record